Molecule: messenger RNA, 8294 nt
Organism: Cherax quadricarinatus
Lineage: Eukaryota; Metazoa; Arthropoda; Malacostraca; Decapoda; Parastacidae
Product: putative neural-cadherin 2
Biological process (GO): cell-cell adhesion mediated by cadherin; adherens junction organization; multicellular organism development
Cellular component (GO): catenin complex; adherens junction; plasma membrane
Molecular function (GO): cadherin binding; calcium ion binding
Source: RefSeq, a predicted model, not a curated record
AUGAAUUUUGCUACAAAAUUAGGUAACGACACAAGUUCAAACAAUAUCAAGGAAAUUGGAUAUAGCGAGGAGCGUACGCUACCUCGGGCGGAGGAAGGCGGAUUGGGUGCUGAGUACGCUGGACCAACACGCCUACUCUCCGGCACCAGCGUGGGUCCCCUGGAAUUCAAAGAGCCUCGAUACUGUGCAGUAGUGAGGGAGGAUGCUCACCUGGCCGAUCCCGUGACGGCGGUCGUAGCUGUACACAAGGCUGGUGAGGACGUACGGUACACCAUCACAGGAGGUAACAAGGAUGGCUUGUUCACCAUCAACCAGAGCACCGGGGUCAUCACACUGGCCGCUACCUUGGACUAUGAGAUUCAUCAUAAGCACAGGCUGGUGGUGGCUGCCGAGGGAGGUGGCGAAGUGGUCCACACAUUGGUGAAGGUGUUGGUAGCUGAUGUCAACGACAACUCUCCUUAUUUCCUACGACCCAACCCACAGGUCACAGUCAUCGAGGAGGAUGAUCGCGACUUACCGCUGGUUAUCGCGAAGGUUGAGGCUCGGGACGAGGAUGAGCUUGACACAGAAGGGCUCGCUUAUAGCCUACAGGGAGACGGCGUUGAUGGGUACGCCACUAAUGACGCCUUCUUCGCAAUCAAUUCCCGUAAUGGGGAGCUGAUUCAGCUCAGGGCGCUGGAUCGUGAUCCACCGAAUGGCAAGGGUGUCUGGAAGGUGAGGGUUCAGGUAAUGGACGGGCAAGCUCCCUGGACGCGUCUGAGGAGAAGCACUGGUCAACACGUCUCCUCUAACUCCCUCGCCAGACACCCCAGUGCAGUAGCUACAAAGCCAGCAGAAGCACCAGGAGAAACAGCAGAAGCAACACCAGCACCACUACCAGAACCAGCAGAAGUAGUAGCAGUAGUAGAAUCACCAGCUGCAGAAGCACCAGUAACAGCAACAGCACCAGCAGCAUCAGAAGAAGAACGAGGAUUACUUCUAGGGUAUACAGCCACAGAUUCACGUACUCUACCUAGAGACAAGAGAGAUAUCAGCCAAAACAAACGAAAACAUACGGAAACGGAAACUAAAAUCCCGUACGGGAAAGAAGGCAGUCAUGACCUUAGUACACAAAGAACUGUCUGGUCCAGAGCCUAUCUCAAUCAGAGAGACAAUGAAAUGUUCAGAAAUCAAUACCACACUCCUUACCACGACGAUAAACUAGUAUCGCGGAAUUCCCAGACCAGGAAAAGAAGUGUCAGAACGGACGAUGAUGAUAAAUUACGAACCAAUAGGCCACCGGGGACGGUGUCCGUGAUUCUGUCUGAGCAAAGCCGUAAAUCACAAGCAAUGGACUCUGGCAGCCACAAAGACAGGCCGUUGAGGAUUAAGGAACACCCCAAAGAUGACCUCUACGGCCUUUCUUGGUCAUAUAACAAACGUGAACGACAACUUUUAAGACAGAUACGGGAUGAGUUUCCGCCCUCCAGGUUUUAUAGAGCACCGGAAGACGGUAACCAACACACGCGACGAGGGAAAAAAUCUCGGGGAAAAGAUUGGUUUCCUGUUGGAUAUCUGUCCACAUCUGAUGUCAAAGGCAAGUACAGAGGCCGGCCGAGUGUUCACUUCAAGCCCUGGUUGUCUGGACGCUCGUCGGCCAAAGUCAAAAGGUGGAGUCGGAGAUUCUUGCAUCCUCAUUUAGGACAUAAAAAAGAAAAUUAUUUCAGACGAUCGUUGGAUAUCCUGCGAAUCAAAGAAAUUUCCAGUAUUCUGCCGAUCGUUACUGAGAUAAAUAGGACACAAGUUUCCGAAUUUGUAUAUAAACAUUUUUUAGAUUUCCAAAACAGAUCGUUGGGAUAUAUGGAUACCAAGAAUAUUGCUUCAGGUACGAAACUAAUUCAGAAGUUAACUGAGUUGGUUAAAGACACAAAGGAAAAUACUUUAUUUAUACCAAAAAAUGUAGGCAUUUCGAUCACUCACAGAGACCCGUUUUCUAUAUUUUAUGAAAAGAAUACCUAUGACUCACAUUCUAUACACUCUCAGGAAUCCACGGAGAAUCUCUACGAGGUAAUUACAGAAUUUCAAAAUCCCUCUGAAGUGCCAUCAACAACAUCAGAGACAACAAUGAGACCAUCCUCAGCGGGUCAUAAAGUUUCACCCAGACUAGAGGCAACCGAUGGAAAAAAUGAUGAGGGUCACACUGAAACCAGCCAGGUAGACACUCCUUUCUGGUCAGUGGGAAACCCUAGUGAGAACUUCAGAGGCGUCAGCGCACCAAGAAGGAAUAUGCAUUCCAGCCCCAACACUUCCAGAAGACGAAACAUAGCCUCUUCCAGCUCUUGGUUCUCCCGAGGAGGCAAAAGCGAGGAUUCGUGGGCGAGGUCCACCUCUUCGAAGACAAUGUAUACCCUAAGGAGAAAAAGGAACACGGGUUCUACCUUUUACGUCAAUGACGAGUUCGGUAGAAACCUCGUCGAUGACGAGGAUGAUGGAUUCUGUGAGAACCUUGAUCAGUACGAGAGAAACCUGCAGACGAAGGAAAUGACAGAUCCAGCCAACACCGAAAGGACGUGGGUUGACGGGAAGAAUGGCGGACAGGUGCAUACAAUAGAGACGGUGGUGACUGUGGUGGUGAAGGACAUCAACGACAACGCUCCUACCUUCCCCAACUCCACCAUGUUUGGUGAGGUGCAAGAAAAUGGUCCCAUAGACCUGUCCGUGGCUGUGGUGUCAGCCUGGGACGCUGACGACGCCAGCGAAGGCACGAACGCCAGACUUACUUACUCCAUCGAGAAGAACGUCAUAGACGAACGUACCGGGGAGGCGAUCUUCGCCGUUCACCCGGAAACAGGUCUGGUGAGGACCUCUCUCUGCUGCCUAGACCGGGAGACAACGCCAGAGUACAACAUCCAGGUUGUGGCCUCUGACGGAGGAGGUCUAAAAGGUACGGGAACGGUGGUGAUCAGGCUGGCUGACGUGAAUGACAACUCUCCGAGGCUCGCCAGACAGCUGUGGGAUCUGAAGGUGGAGGAGACCUGGGGAGACCAGCCCCCCAGCAACACCACCAUCCUGGAGAUCACCGCUGCAGAUAGAGACACGGCUAACUAUUUCUAUUACAGGGUGGUGGAGUCGAGUGGGUGGGGUUGGCAGCACUUCGGGGUACGGACGGUGGGCUCCGUGGGUCAACUUUACGCCCGGAAGACACUCGACUACGAGGACGAGAGACACCGGCGAGGCUUCAAGUUUAUGGUGCAAGUCACUGACAGGGGUAGGGGAGGCUGGAAGGACCCCCGCCACCUGGACAGCGCCUGGGUGUCCGUCAAGCUACGAGACCUGAACGACAACGCCCCCAGCUUUUCACGCCCACACGCCCACAUCACCGUCAGGGAGGAUGCAGCUCCUGGCACCCUCCUAGCCACACUCCACGCCCACGAUCCAGAUAUGGCUGGGCAGCAGCAGGUGAUCUACCAGGUGGUGGGUGGUUUCGGGGGCGCGCUGAGGGUGGGCGUGGACGGGGGCGUGACGCUCUGGCGCCCCCUCGACCGCGAGGCCCCGGAGGGUGACACGGGUGUGGCCAGGGUCAUCGCAGUGGACGGGGGGCGCCCGCCCCUCACUUCCACCGCCACCCUCACCAUCACCGUUGCCGACGUCAACGACUGCGCCCCCCGCCUCCUGCCGCCCACGGUACUGCACGUGGUAGAGGGGGCACCGCCCAUGUUGCUAGGCGUGCUGACGGCCACUGACUACGACGUGUGGGCCCUGGGCCACGGCCCACCGUUCAACCUCACCCUGGACCCCUCCAACCCUCCCCACGUCACCGCCCUCGUCAAGCUCAAGUACGACCCUCACCUGGACAGCGGUCGUGGCGGUGCUGAGUUGUGGACAACACGAGCGGCUGACAGGGAGGAACACUCCCUCCUGGAGGUGCAGGUGAGGGUGAGUGAUGCUGGGGGAGUGGCAGCCACUCACACGGUCACCGUCAUCAUCGACGACAUCAACGACAACCCCAUGAAACCUGCCUCCAAGACCGUCUACCUCUGGAAGACGCAGGGUGGUGGAGGGUCGAAGGCUCCCCUGGGGCGGGUGUACGUGGAAGACCCUGACGACUGGGACCUGGAGGACAAGACUUUCCAGUGGGUGGGACCCCCGCAUCCUCUCUUCUCCCUCAACACUAACGACGGGACUAUCUUCGCUUCCAGCCAGCUUAGAGAGGGAAGGUAUGACCUGCACUUCAGCGUCAGCGAUAGGGUGUGGCGUCAGCGAGGUGUGUCAGCCAAUGUGACCGUGGCUGUCAGACUGCUCUCCCAGGAGUCCCUCGCCCACGCUGCUCCCAUUACACUCACGCCCACCACGCCCACGGCCCUCACCAGGGGCUGGACACCCACGCAAGGUGGAGGGGGUCUUGGUGGCCUUGUGGAGGGGGUGCUCCGUGUGGUGGGGAAGAGAACCCACACCGUGGAGGUGGUUAGUGUGUAUGGUCACCCUACCACCCCCACUACAACCACAACCACCCCUUCCUACCACACACACCGCUACCACCAUCACCACCACCACCACCACCCACACGCCGGCUACCCUACGCCCGCAGCCGCUCCCGCCCGCGGCUCCGAGGGUCAGAGCAGAAAGAUGCCGCUGCGCCUGCCUGACCCCGUGCCUCCGUCUGCGUGUGUGUGGGUCAGCGUCAGAGAUGUCAGAGGCGCCUUCAUGGACCCCGUCAAGUUACAUGGUCUGCUGGGUCUCCAUUCGCAGCAGCUGGAAGAGACGACGAAACUGAAGGUAGUGCUAGAGUCGUCAGGGAUCUCUGGGCGGCGACGCCCCGAGGAACUACAGCGACCUGACCUCCACCACGACCUCCAGCACCUUCUCCAUGACCUCCAGCAGGGCGAGGACGGUGACCCUUCCUCCGCUGCCUCCCUCGCAUCCACCGCCUUACCUCUUCAGGUGGUAGACACCAAUGCUACGUCCCUGGUCACCCCGCGCCUCACCCGCGCCCACGCCUGCCACGCCCAUGAGCCUGAGACCUGUACACCCACCUCCUGCCUCAACGGAGGCCGCUGCCUCAGAUUCUCCAGUGGCAACAGGUGUGUGUGUCCUGGAGGGUCGAAGGGGUGGCAAUGUAAGGUCCUGGCCCGCACCUUCACCGGGUCAGGGUGGGUGUGGGUCCGCCCACUCCCACCCUGUCUCCCCACCACCAUCUCCCUCCGCCUCCUCACUCGCCAACCCAACGCCCUAAUUCUGUACUCGGGUCCCCUGGCGCCCACGCAGAAGCCAGCGGGCGCCUCCACGCCCAUGCUCGCCCUCCAGCUCAAGUAUGGUCGCCCGCAGGUGCUGUUUGAAGGGGGCGUCGUGCCCUUAAAACUGGAGGUAAACACAACGGUUCACGACGGUGACUGGCACACGCUUCACGUCAGUUUUGAUGCGCAGGGCGUGGCUCUCAUGGUGGACCUAUGUGGGCGUGGGUGGGAGCAGGACGCCCACGACGACGCCCACUGCAUCGCCCGGGCGGACUGGACUCUUCUUACUGGGCAGGAAGGGUGGCUGCGUACAGGUCCUCUGCAGGUGGGUGGUAUAGCCCACUCCCCGCCCACCGCCCACGACCAUGGGUGGGGGGAGGCGCCCACAGCCCGCCCACUCCAUGGCUGCAUCUCACACCUCACCCUCAAUGGUCAGCUGGUGGACCUGGGAGAACCAGCCUACAGCAGCGGCAGCAGCGUGGGCGGCUGCCACCCACAGGAGUGGGCGUGCCCGGGUGGCUGUGGAGUGCGGGGGGAGUGCGUGGGCGGCCUGACGCACCCAGAGUGCCAGUGUGAGCCUGGGUGGGGAGGGGCAGACUGUGGCACCCCUACAGUGCCAGCCUCCCUGGGGAAGGCAUCCUACGUCAAGGUGGCACUCUCCUUCACGCCCGCACCCAGGGUGCUGAAGGUACAACUUCGAGUGAGGACCAGAGGGGCGAAACAUGGCCUGCUGCUCCACCUGGCUGCCCACCAUCACUCAGCUGCCUUCAUGUUGCACCUCCGAUCUAGCGUGGCCUGCGCGUCCUUAACGGGGUCGGAGUGGACGCCCAUGGCAGCUUGCGUGGAGGGUCGUCCCCUGGGCGACGGGUCGUGGCACACCGUUGUGGCGGAGCGUCACGGCGACAAUUUACUGGUUAGCGUGGACGACGGUGACGGAUGGCGUCGCAACGAGUCGCUGGCGUCGUUGCUGGCGGCGAGGGAGGGCGGACGUGGACGUGCGAGGGCGCCGCCCACGGCCCUCAACAUCGACAAGCAUGACGGGGUGACUGUGGGCGGACUGCCGGAGUUCCUGGGCGUCGAACUGGUGGGGAUACGAGACGACUUGACUGAAGCUUGCGUGGACGACCUGCGGGUGUCAGGCCGCCACCUGCCGCUGCCACCUGCCAUCAACGGCACCAGCUGGGGCCAGGUGACCACCCUGCAGCACCUGGAGCAAGGCUGUGAGGCCCCCGAUGCCUGCAUAAACACCACCUGUGCUAAACCUCUUACCUGCACCACCACCUGGGGCCAAGCCACCUGCAGCUGCGGCCCGGGACGCCAGCUGGUCGACGUGGACCACACCUGCGAGGACGUAGACGAGUGUGUCUGGCAGCCCUGUCUACAUGGAGGCUCCUGCUACAACCUGCGGCCCGGAUACCUGUGUACCUGCGGCCCGGGCUACACGGGGACCCACUGUCAAUGGGCCACAAUUACUACUACGAGUAACUCCCUCACAGCGCCCGUGGUCAUCGCUGCCCUCACAGCCUCUCUAAUCAUUCUACUAGUGGUGGGGUUGGUGGUGUCGCUGCGCCUCCACCGUCACAGGACUAACCUUGGUUUGAGGGAACGAGGCACCGACGUGGGUACUGCACGGAAGGCCGUCGAGGUGGAGGUGAAGAAAGGAAGGCGAAGAGGAGCUGACGAAGACGAAGGAGGAGGAGGAGAAAAGAAAAGAGGAGAGGAACUCCAGGAAGAUGACACUCAUGAAUCGUUUCUGGAAUGCCUAAAGUUCAAAUUACCCAGUUCACAGCCUGCCUUACGGAAGAGAGGAGACAAGACCUCGCCUAGGAGAAAAGGCUCGCCUGCAGAGAGUGUGGUGGGCAGUAGAGGGAGCAGCACUCCUGCUGGUGCUAGUGUGAAGGAUGCUGGUGCUCCUGACCCUCUCCUGCCGCGGGAUGACCUCAGAGCUUACGCUUACGAAGGAGACGGAUCAUCUUCAGGUUCCUUCGCAUCUACCAUAUCAGACUUGAAGGCGGAGAUGGCAGAGGAGGAGUCCACCAUCCUGCCGCUGGUGCCGGAGUUCUUGGAGGUGAUGGACCUUUUAAAGAACCUCCCCGAGGCACCCAAUAAGAGCUUCCGCAGCAGAAGCGACAACGUGAAAAACUCCACUUCUCCCGGUCCACAAGCCACGCCCACGAGUACCGUCUUUGGGAAGACUUCGAGCUCUACAGGCUGCCACGGGGAUUCAGCUGCCGCCACCGCGGCGCUAGGGAAGAACUCAGCAUCUCCUAGCUGCCCAAGAGAACCCCCAGGCCCGAGUAUAGUGUUGGUAAAGGGCUCAGGGUCACCUGGAUGCCCAAGGAACCUAACCACCCCCACUUUAUUACUGGGGAAGGGUGGUUCUGGGUCGCCGGGCGUCCCAAGGGACUCCCCAGCUUCUAGUAUAGUGUUAGUGAAGGGACCAGGGGCAGCCAGCAAGCCCUCCACAGUAAGAACGAGAUUAUCUCACCUCUCACCCAGUAGGUACAAGAGUGAGAGCUCACCUAAAGCCGAUGUUUUGCUACCUAAAGGCGAAGCUGAGGUUUCCACGGUUUGCUGACACCAAGACUGUAUCCCCACCUGCUCGCCGCUCACACAAUUCUGAAGACUGACACCACGACGAAAGAAAGUACUCAAUAUUAUCACCCUCAACUUCAACGGCCAAAAAUUAAUAACAAUAAUUUCGACCUCCGACUCGGGAUGGGAAGAAUUAUAUUCUGAACGUCUCAACAAAAGCUUGUCACAGAUUAUUAAAAAAAAUCGUUCAUAAAAGCUAUUUUCUUCGUAUUUUAAAAUCAGGAAGCAAAAAAAAAACACGAACAUUUUCCUUCCCACUGGAGCAGCAUAUUUUAUGUUUUGCAAUUGGCUUACAUGCUUUUCCCUUUUCCCCUCCCCUGGAGAGCUGCUUACGAGGCCAGGAAGUUGUAAGUUUCCUGGGCGGGUGAGGCGAAGAACACGUCUCGCGGUAAACACGAGUGUCAUGUGGCCAACAUUCUCAGUAUAUACUGGUAAAGUCAGAUAUUUUAUACGUUUAUAGAAUAUCUAUAAUAAAUGGUAUGAAAC